Molecule: messenger RNA, 1853 nt
Organism: Mollisia scopiformis
Lineage: Eukaryota; Fungi; Ascomycota; Leotiomycetes; Helotiales; Mollisiaceae
Product: 3-oxoacid CoA-transferase
Exons: 2
Coding region: 276-1682 (468 amino acids)
Biological process (GO): ketone body catabolic process
Molecular function (GO): succinyl-CoA:3-oxo-acid CoA-transferase activity
Source: RefSeq, a predicted model, not a curated record
GAAACAUUGAGCAUUGAUUAUUGAGGACUCGUGGAUACCAUUGCAGGCGUUCAGGUAUUGAUUUCUUUUCACAAUUCACGAUGUCUUCAACCGCACUAUUCCGCACUGCGAGAGCUUACACCAGGAAUGGUACCAAGGUAAGAGGAGCUUUAAAGCCGGCGGGCAAUACUGACUAUGAAUAGCAAUCCAUUCUAUUAGCUCGCACAUUUGCCUCUACAGCUCGUCGCAAUGAGAUCAACAAAGUCCUCCCUUCUGCAGCCGAAGCGCUCAAGGACAUGCAACCCAACAGCACAGUCUUGUGCGGAGGAUUUGGACUCUGCGGUGUGCCCGACACUCUGAUCGACGAAGUUAUCAACAAGAAAGACAUCACCGGUCUCACCGCUGUGUCGAAUAAUGCUGGAACCGACACAUCGGGACUUGGGAAGUUGUUGAAGACUAAGCAGAUCAAGAAAAUGAUCGCGAGUUACAUCGGAGAGAAUAAGACAUUUGAGAAGAUGUACCUUACGGGAGAGGUUGAGCUCGAGCUCACACCACAAGGGACACUGGCAGAACGAUGUGCAAGUGGGGGUAAAGGAAUACCAGCUUUCUAUACACCAGCCGCCUUUGGUACCGUGGUCCAGACUGGAGAACUUCCUUUACAAAACAACCCUGAUGGCACACCAAAAGUCUACUCAUACCCCAAAGAUGUAAAAGUCUUCGAUGGAAAGCAAUACUUGUUAGAAGAGAGCAUCAAAGGAGACUAUGCUUUCGUAAAAGCUUACAAGGCCGACAAGCUUGGAAACUGUCAAUUCCGUCUGACAGCCAACAACUUCAAUGGCGCUAUGGGCAGAAAUGCGAAGAUGACCAUCGUAGAAGCGGAGCAUAUUGUGGAGCCAGGGGAGAUUCCUCCUGAGGCUGUCCAUCUCCCUGGUAUAUAUGUCAAGCGUGUCAUUCAGUCUACGACUCCGAAGAAUAUCGAAAAGUACACCUUUGCCAAAGAUCCCAACGAUCCCGAGGCCAAGGCUGCGCUUGGAAGUGGAGAUACAGCUGCCAAGAGAGAACGUAUUGUAAGGAGAGCUGCGAAGGAAUUCAAGAAUGGCAUGUAUGCCAAUUUAGGAAUCGGUAUGCCAAUGCUAGCUCCGGCUUUCGUGGGACCAGAUGUUGAGGUGCAACUCCAAUCUGAGAACGGUAUUCUUGGUCUUGGUCCUUAUCCCGUGAAAGGUAAGGAGGAUGCAGAUCUUAUCAAUGCCGGCAAAGAGACCGUCACGUUGAAGCCUGGGGCUGCUGUCUUUGGUAGCGAAGAGAGUUUUGGCAUGAUCAGAAGUGGCCGUGUCAACCUCACGAUUCUUGGUGCCAUGCAAGUUAGCGGGAAUGGAGACCUUGCAAAUUGGAUGUUGCCAGGGAAGAUAAAGGGCUUUGGUGGUGCGAUGGAUUUAGUGUCGAAUCCCGAGAAAACCAAGGUCGUGGUUACGAUGGAACAUACAGAUAAAAAGGGCAACGCGAAGAUUGUCAAGCAAUGUGCUUUCCCAUUAACGGGCAAGGCUUGUGUAUCGAUGAUCAUUACCGAAUUGGGUGUCUUCGAGGUAGACAUCGCUACAGGUCUGACAUUGACAGAGAUUGCUGAUGGUGUCACGGUCGAUCAGAUCAAGAGCAAGACAGAAGCUCCUUUCAAGGUUGCCGAUGACUUGAAGCCAAUGUUAUGAUUGUAUAAAGCUCUGUGAUAUGGAAAAGGCAUGUUUAGGAGUCAGCUGGGAUUUGGAAUUAAUAGCAUGAUCUUUUUGUACAUCCAACUUAAAUCCUUCGCAAAGGUAUUCGACUUCGCGUAUCAGUCCACUUCCCCUUUAUAGGCGGGAGAGUCACGUGAAGAUAGAAUA